Messenger RNA from Petromyzon marinus (sea lamprey), 1719 nucleotides. Lineage: Eukaryota; Metazoa; Chordata; Hyperoartia; Petromyzontiformes; Petromyzontidae. The record is from RefSeq and is a predicted model, not a curated record.
CGACUUGGUCCAUCCCACAGUGCUCUCUUGAGGACGCGCUGACUUCCGCAUUUCCGAACGAAGAAGACCUCGCUAGCAGGGGACUCGUCACUCGUCACACGCGCGCGCACCAAGCGCGUAGGGCUGUCAGAGGCGAAGGCAGCGAUGUCGCCAGGAAGAGACGCUCCGCUCUCCGUCGGAGAGGGAGUGCGCAUGAUGUUUUACGCCCUCUCGCCGAACGAGUCCUCCUUCGAGACUCUGCACGAAGUCCCCAAUUACGUGGCGCAGGCGGUGCCGUACUUCUGGGCCAUGAUCCUGCUGGAGGUGACCCUGUGCUGGUACAAGGGCACCCGCCUGCCGCGCGUCAACGACACCGUGAGCUCCGUGUCGGCCGGCAUGCUGUCCCAGCUCGCCAAGUUGCUGACGCGCAGCGUGGAGCUAUCGGCGUUCAUCUUCGUGCACGACCGCUACCGCGUCGCCUCGCUGCCCUGGGACUCGCCGCUCACCUGGGGCGUGACCUUCCUCGGGGUCGAUCUCGGCUACUACUGGUUCCACCGUCUCGCGCACGAGGUCAACGUGAUGUGGGCAGCUCACCAAGUCCACCACAGCUCCGAGUACUACAACCUGUCCACAGCGCUACGGCAGUCCGUCGUGCAGCCGUACACGUCCUGGGUCUUUUAUCUGCCAAUGGCCCUGUUCAUUCCACCACCAAUCUUCAUCGUUCACAUCCAGUUGAACCUCCUCUACCAGUUUUGGAUCCACACGGAGAUGAUCACUUCCCUGGGACCUCUCGAGCACGUCCUGAACACCCCGAGCCACCACCGGGUCCACCACGGCCGCAAUCCGUACUGCAUCGACAAGAACUACGGUGGCACGCUGAUCAUCUGGGAUCGCUUGUUCGGGACCUUCCAAUGGGAGAGCGAGAAGGUCGUGUACGGACUCACUCACAACAUCAACACCUUCAACCCCUGGGUGGUGCAGUACGUCCACUUCCGGCACAUCUGGCGCACAUUGUAGACCACGCCAGGCUGGUGCCACCGCCUCUGGGUUGUGAUCAAGGGCCCCGGUUGGGCCCCCGGGAAGCCCAGGCUGGGCUGCCUCGAAGACAUCCCCAAGAUAACGGGGGGCGAGGCGCCGUACGACCCCGCGCAUCCCGGGUGGGUGCAGGCCUACGUCGUGGCUCACUACGCGCUCGGCUUCGGCGUCUACGAGAAGCUCAUGGCCGGCGGCGAGGCGGCCACGCAGGCUGAAGUUCUCGCGCUCCUCACGUCCAUCCUGCUGGCACUCAGCAGCUACAGCUUCAUAAUGGACAAGCGGCCGCACGCUGCCCCGGCGGAGGCUGCGCGCUGCGCGCUCCAGCUGGCCUGCCACCUGCUACAGCUCGUGGAACUGGGACUCGCCGCGCAGGUGGUGUUUGCAUCCUCGAUGGUGAUUUGGAGCCUGAGAAGCCUGAGAGUGAUUUAGCUUCCGUCGCCAGAAUCUACAGCCAGCCGACGAGAAGCCGCAGCCGGAUCCGUUGGGACGUCAUCGAGGACAGAAUGCGCCGGAGGGCGACGUGGCACGACCACAAUGCCCCACGGUCCAGGUGGUCGCUCCCCCAGCUGACUUGAUCACUACCCACAAGGCCCGGUCGUGCACGACGCCAUCAUCCCUCGCAGCCACCGCUUCUCAGCCUCUCUCUCCUCACUCACUCCACUCACUCACUCAACUUACUCCACUCACUCCACUCACUCAAUCACU